Molecule: messenger RNA, 1011 nt
Organism: Aspergillus alliaceus
Lineage: Eukaryota; Fungi; Ascomycota; Eurotiomycetes; Eurotiales; Aspergillaceae
Product: NAD(P)-dependent alcohol dehydrogenase
Exons: 1
Coding region: 1-1011 (336 amino acids)
Molecular function (GO): oxidoreductase activity
Source: RefSeq, a predicted model, not a curated record
AUGCCUUCAACCAUGAAGGCGUGGCUCUACAGCAGCGCCUCGGGAGGCCUAGAAAAAAAUCUGAAGCUCGAAACCGCAGCGCGCACCCCGGGAACUCUCCAACAAAAUGAGGUCCUAAUCCAGGUGAUUUCUGCCUCUAUAAAUCCCGCCGACUACAAGGUGCCUGAGAUGGGCCUUCUGUCCAAAGCCAUCGUCACAACACCCGCAAGCCCCGGUAUCGACUUCGCCGGGCGAGUCGUGAUCACCGGGCCCGCCGUCAAGGAGUUCAAACCCGACCAACUGGUCUAUGGAUCGCUCGGGAAACCAGCCCAGUUUGGCCCUCUGGCCGAGUACCUCGUCUGCAAGGAGAGCAACAUCGUGUCUCUCCCGGAAGGCGUUGAUCCCGACCAUGCAGCAACGGUGGGUGUGGCGGGCCAGACCGCAUACCAAGCCAUCGCGCCGUAUGUGUCGGCCGGCGAUAAGGUGUUCAUCAAUGGUGGAUCGGGGGGCUGCGGGAUCUUCGCGAUCCAGGUUGCGAAGGCGCUAGGGUGCUAUGUUACGACGACCUGUUCGACUCGCAAUGUGGAAUUCUGUAAAGACCUAGGCGCGGAUGAAGUCAUCGAUUAUACUUCCGAGGAUAUAUUGACCGUUCUCAAGAGUAAAGGUCAAGUAUAUAGUCACGUCGUGGAUCAUGUUGGCACUCCCGAUAACUUGUACAAUGAGUGCCAUUCAUUUCUGCUCCCGGGGAAGGCAUUUAUUCAGGUCGGUGCCGGGUCGAUGCUGACCUUUGCGACUCGUUUGGUUCGACCGAGUUUCUUGGGUGGUGGGCAGAGGAGAUACAUCCCUAUAAUAACUCAAGUGAGCAAGGGGGAUCUGACCCAGAUGGGUGAGUGGAUUCAGCAAGGGAAAGUCCGUGUUGUUCUUGAUAGCACGUAUGAAUUUGACGACGCCGUUAAGGCAUUUGAGAAGCUCCGAACAGGAAGGUCGAGGGGCAAGAUUGUUAUCCAUGUCUCGGAGAAGCCUUGGAGCUAA